CCUCUGCAACAUAACAUUAGCCCACAGUUGCCAUAUGAGACAUCUGUGGUUUUCCUGUGAACAAGCUCCACAUCUGCUUUUCUAUUGAAACAUUUCAUCUUUGUCCCAGUCACUGCCACCAUCUUCUGUGAUGUCAGACUAACAGUAUGUAUGUAGCUGUCUAAAAAAUGAUAUUGUUCAUCCCUGAUAUGGCUGGUCGUCUGUUUUUGCUCAUCCUCCUUUUCGAUACCUUCCAGUUCCUCAAAGCCAAAGAUCUUCCUCAGCCCAGUCUAACAGUGAUUCCUGCCGUCAUCAAAGAGAGAGACUCAGUUCAGCUGAACUGUCAGACUCCUCCACCUGUCUUUGAGUGUUACUUCAAAAUAGAGGGGAAAGUAGAAUUCACCCUUUCAUCACCCUGUCAACAGACACUCACAGGAACACUACUGGUGAGGUGGACAGGUCAGAGUUCACCAGCUGAGGUCAAAAUCCAAUGUCAGUACAGUGCUAAAGGUUCACAGUUUAGAUCCAUAUACAGUGAGCCGUCAACAGUCACAAUUACGGACCUUCCCCAGCUGACAGUGAGUUCUACAGUCAUCAGAGAGACAGAAUCAGUUCAGCUCAGUUGUGAGACUCCUCCAUCUCUCCCUGUGUCUCACUGUUACUUCAACAUAGAGGGGGGAGAGAAUCCUCCAGACUCAUCCUGUACUCAGACAAUAACAGGAACUGAGCUGCUCAAGAGGUCUGGUCCAACAUUUCCAGCUGUGGUCAAAGUGACGUGUUACUACACUGUAUGGAAGUCUCACACAUCUCCUUUUAGUGACCCUGUCUCAGUCACUGUUCAGGAUCCAAAACCAGACAUUACAGUACAUUUUGAUGAGGACUUCAACAUCAUCUGUUUGAUUCCUGGAUCCGUCAGUCCUGACACUACCUGUAACCUGUAUGUUGGAGAGGAGAGUCAGCCAUCCUUCACAGCAAAGAUCAUGAAGAGAAAAGCCACCUCAGCAUCCAAACAGUGGUUCUGUCAAUUCACUCCAAAACAUAGUGAUCUGAUCAGUCGUCUACAGUCAGUGAGGCGUAAGGAGGUGAGCUGUGACUACAGAUUGAGCUCAGGACCAAACUCUCUCUCUCCACGCAGUGAUGGGUACAGCUUUACAGAUCUGGUGGGAGUUCACAUCAGUGAUUCAACAACUAUACAGACACCUUCUAUAGCAGUGAGUUUGACUCCAGGUCCUAGAUCUACUUUGCCGCCCAGCACGACAGCGAGUCCUACAGAAGUUUCAACUGUUACUUGUACUUUUACCCCAGACACCACAGUGACACCAUCUACCAGUUUGACCUCCCCUUUGACUCCGAGCAGGGCAGUGAAUCCUUCAUCAGAUCCAAUGAUGUGCUUUGCAUCAGGGUCGACUGUUUGCUCUACUUUGACCACUGACACCCCAGCGAGUCCAACUGAAAGAGGUCAAAGCUCCACAGAAAGUGAAGUGGAAUCAAACAGUCAAGAAAGCAUUCUGUUGGGGCAAUUAUGGCAGGCAGCAGUGGGUGUGGCUUCUGGAAUGGGCGUGUUCCUGGUAGGAUUGACAGCUGUCUGUCUCUGCAGGAGGACCAAGAAAACCAAUUCUCAGAGACCUACAGCCAGACAGGAUGAUCACAGACAAUAUGAUUUGGUGUCUAUGGGAGCGGUGAGCAGUGGAGUCAUGGUGGAUUCAGGAGAUGCUGGAAACGAUUCUCAGAUCACUUCUGUACUGUCCAUGUUCAUGCCCUCAGGUCCCGUUGAUGUGGAUACACAGGCAUUUGCAAAUGAACAUUCUGAUACGUACCACAUAUACAGCUCAAUCCCCGACAGACCAGCAUCCUCAGCCCAGUCUGAUGGGCUGUACAGCCUUCUGCAGACACACUGAAACUACACCUCUGGCUUUCUGUAUCUAUGUCUCACACAUGUCACACAAAUACAUUCUUUCUCACACGACAUCCUUUAUUAUCACUCAUCCACUUACUGUAAAUAAGUUGGUUAACAGGUAAUAUUUCUACUGUAUUACACAUGGACAACUGAUUUCUGUUACAUGUCUAUCCAUAAUAUCUCUUACUGUGUUAAUAUUUAUAUUUUGGAGGGGUAUGGGGCAUACUCCCCUUUGAGCAUUUUUCUUAUUUCUUCUCCCUAGUAAAUGCUAAAUCUACUGUAUUUAAGUAUAUUAUGUUGACUGUUUGAUACCUUCUUCCAUAACAGUUGGAUAGAAUUAAUUUCCUAUUGUGCAAAACAUAAUCCACAACCAAAACAAACUGCAAAUGCAUACAAACUCAAGUUUGUUGAGUCACAAGCUUGAUACAUUUAUUGGGUGCAAAGAAUUUAGGACCAAAAUACAUAAUGCUUGACUACUUUAAUACACUAUAAAUUAAUUUGUCCAAAUACUUUCUUGACUUUCUUGAAUUGGGGGGACUAUAUACAUAAAGUGCUUUUAUAUCUAAAUGGUAAAACAUACAAUACCUUCAGACAGUAUUCACACCCCUUGACCUUUUUCAAAUUUUGUUAUGUUACAGCCUGAAUUUAAAAUGUAUGAAAUUUAGAUUUUUUUUUAUGUCACUGGCCUACAAACAAUACCACAUAAAUUCAAAGUGGAAUUAUGUAAAAAAAAAAAAAAUGUCAUUAAGUAUUCAAUUACUUUGU
This is a messenger RNA of Oncorhynchus tshawytscha (Chinook salmon), 2641 nucleotides long. RefSeq names its product mucin-3A. The record is from RefSeq and is a predicted model, not a curated record. The coding region runs from base 168 to 1877 and encodes 569 amino acids. NCBI's taxonomy places the organism in Eukaryota, Metazoa, Chordata, Actinopteri, Salmoniformes, Salmonidae. The transcript has 18 exons.